This is a messenger RNA of Oncorhynchus kisutch (coho salmon), 3882 nucleotides long. RefSeq names its product ribosomal RNA processing protein 1 homolog A. The record is from RefSeq and is a predicted model, not a curated record. Bases 1364 to 2323 code for a protein of 319 amino acids. Gene Ontology annotation, cellular component: nucleus; preribosome, small subunit precursor. Lineage: Eukaryota; Metazoa; Chordata; Actinopteri; Salmoniformes; Salmonidae. Gene Ontology annotation, biological process: rRNA processing. The transcript is spliced from 11 exons.
UCUGCGACGAGGGAAAACGCGUGCGGAAAGCAGAGAGAAAUGUGUUUUCCCUUGAAUUUGUGGGAACAUGGCGCCAAUACAACAAGAAGCAGAGAUCGGCAUCUAACGAGAAGCCCAUGCGGACAAAGGCCAUCAAGAAGCUAAGAAAAUAUAUCAGUGUUAGGUCACAGAAAAUCAACGCUGGUUCGUUUCGUGUUCAGGAACUCUUUUGAAAUGAUGAAGAUGAAAGAAUGGGAGAACAGUGUGGUGACCAGGUUUCUGGAGCUCCUGACUGCUCAGGUCCUCCACAGCACCAGCGGAGCCCCUUGUUGGUUGCAGUUUCACAUACUGGACCUCUACAUGACCGAGCUGGCUGCAGUUGGCUCAGCUGAGGUAUAACCCAUGGUUACUCUCACAGCGGCUCAGAACCUGACGUUUAUUGACCCGUUCUGCAAAACAGCAUCCAAAACCAAAGAUCGGAUCCUGCUCAAGGCUAUCUGCGGCAGCAUCUUCAGUGCCAUCUUGGACCAGGCUCCCUUCAUCAUUGAAGACCUGCUGAAAGAGGCACCGUAUCAUCUGAGGCAGAUGAUGAAUAUAGUCUGGCGGAUGAAGAAGAUGAAAUGCUCCAUCUGGAGAGCGAUUCGGAGUCUGAGAUACCAGAUGAUUGGGGGAUUGGACCUGUUCUCCAGUUUGACUACUCUGCCCUGGCGGACAGGCUGUUUGGACUAGCCAGCCGUAGCAACACCCCCAGCCACAACAGACAGAGCCUCUACAAAGUCAUCAAGACGAGUCUUCCCACAGGACGAGUACCCAGAGGAACUGUCAAUGGAUGACGAUGAAAUGUUUGGCAGCAGAAAGAGGAUGAAGAGGGGAAGAGCCCUAGAGGAGGAAGAGAGCUCACCAGCCAAGAAACGUAAAGGCAAGAAAAACGACUCAAAACCAGGGAAGUCAGACCAGCGUGCCGCAUCGGACGAGAGAGCCAGCAAAGACACCCGGGGACACCACCACGAGGAAGAAGAGGAGCAUGGGAGAAUUGAAGAGUGACGAGCAAAACAGUGUGGCGGAGGAGUCAGAAGUGAAGGCUGAGGCGGACACAACUCCUCCUACAACAAAGAGUGAAACGACAGACGCUAAGAAGGCAGCACCUACAGAAGCAAAGACUGCUCUCUGCCCCAAUAGACUCUGUAGAGGCCGGAGAGGCGGGGGUAAAGAGAACCCCUACCCCAGCCGAGCGCAAGAGGGAGGGAGAAGCAAGAGGCUGUCCUGGAGGAGGACACCUCUCCUAUGACGGUCACUGAUACUCCCACAGAGGUAACUGCCCGUGGAGACAGGGGUCCAAUCAGAAACUCCACAGGAUGUAGUGGUGGGGAGCCUAUCAUCUGUCAUGGAGAUGGAACAGAAGACCCAAUCCGAGACACCGUUACCAGACAGCACGUCGUCCAAGAAGAAAAAGAUCAAGAAGUCUAAAACGCCUGUACAGGAGGAAGCGGUAGCAGAACCAGAGACUAAUACAGAUGUGCCGGAGGCUAGUGUGAAAGCCACGGAGACAGAAGACCAGCCUGCUACAGCUACCCAGGACGGAGAGGCUGCAGAGAGGGCUACAGAGCCAGAGAGUGCCCCUGAGACUGCAACUACUAGCACAACCAAGAGGAAGGGCAGGAGGAAGAGCACCAAGCAGGACCCUGUGGAACAGACAACUGUAGAGGAGGUUGGGACGAAGCCAGAUGCUGUAGAAGAGAUCAUGGCCACCCCACUAAAGAAGACUAGGAGGAAGAAGGCUGAACGGAGUGCUGAGAGCACAAAGGAAGAGGUCGCUGAAACAGACUCAGCACCGGUAGACACGACACCAGCAGGCCCUAAACCGAUGGCCACUCCAGCUGAGGAGCCUCCAGCUGACGUCCGCAUCGCCACCACUUCCCUGAAAAAGAAGAAACUAAAGGCGGCCAAGUCUGAAGAGGAGAGUGUGGAGGUCGAGGGUGAAAUGCAGCCAGAAACUGAAGCGGCCUUCAUACUUGUAGUCGCUGAGACGGUGCCGGCAGAAGUCGCUACACCAACCCUGCUCAAAAAGAAGAAAAAGAAGACGGCCAAAGCUGAAGAACAGAGCUUGGAGGCCGAGGGUAAAACAAAGACGGCAGCAGACUCCAACCGCACACUUGUAGACGCUGAGCCGGAGCUUGUAGAGGUUUCCACACCAACUCUGCUCAAGAAGAAAAAGGAGGCAGCGCCGGUAUCUGAGGAGCAGGAGCCAGACACCAGGGCAGUGGAGUGGAGGAGAGCAUUGCAGAGGAGCUGCCCACAAAGGUUGACCUGGAGACUCCCGUGUAGAAGCGGAAGUUCCCGGUAGUGAUAGAGGUCGAGCCUGAGGAGCUGGAGGCUGAGGCAGAGGCUGCUAGAGUCAACGACAGCGAAGAGACGUCUACACCGGUGAACGCCAAGAAAACAAAAAGGAUGAUGCCCAAGAAGGCUAAGGGAGGGGAGGAGUCUGACUUCAUUACGUUCCAGAACCAUGCCACCAUCCCUACACCCAUCUUCUUCAAGAGAGCAAAGGGAAGCCCCAGCACAUCGUUGUCCAGCAAGAAGAAGUGUCAGACUCCAAAAUCUGAAUCCAAGAAGGUUACCUUCGGACUUCAUAAAAACAAAGCUGCAGAAUUCAGGAAGACCGAUCGCAGACUGCUGGUGAGUCCAGAAGGGUCGUCCAGAGUGCCAUUUGACCCCCAGCAGAAACCCCUGUUUGGAGUGCUGAAGUCCCCCGUGGCCUCUCUUACCAACAGCACCAAGAAGAAGACCAAGAGCAUCCCGAAAGCCAGCCCCAAACGCCCUCCUCUGCUGCUGACUUUUUCUAGUCCUCCGUGAGGAGACUGGUGAGACAGAGGACACUUCCCACCCCACUGUUUGUCCACUAGGAAAAUAUCAUUUUGAACGAAUGACCACAGAAUCUGUUAUUCCUCUGUUGGGGCGAUAUUGAUAUACACUUAUUUUUUAGUGGAAAUAUUUAUAAUUUUCUAUGUUCUUUUGCUGUUCUGUGUGGGUGAGCAAGUGUUCAAAUAAAGACCACUCCCUCCUUUUAGUGAAUCUGUCUGACUCGGUGAGCAGCGCAACUCGAUUAUUCAUUCUGCAAGAAACGUUUUGGCUGUUUGGAAAGACAUGACAAGGUGGGCAAAUCAGAAAUGGGCUGACACCUAAGGCUAUCAAUCUGUCAACUUGGAUUGAAGUUUGAUUGGCAAGUAGAACGUUUGGAUUGGCAGGCAGCGAUGUGGAUUAUAACCCAUAAGUGGAGACGAGUUGAUUUAUUCAAUGAUGUAGGUCAGUCGGUGUACCACUGUACCAAGAAUUGCUGUGGUAAUAAUUUUAUGUCCACGAUAUAGAGAAGGGUUGAACAACCUGCACUGAUUAGGGGAUUGUAGGGACCAGACAGGCUGUUCAGCCUUGUAGGCUCUGUCUAGGUUCUGUUCAUCAGGAAAUCGAUGAUCCAUUCUACCAUAUUCAACUCUAAAUUCAUGAGUUCAUCUGAUGAAACGGGUUGAAUAGUAUCAAAUAUUCAGCUAUAAGAUUCUGAACAAAUAACAGCUGCCUCAUUUCCAUUUUUGUCUCUAAGUUGAAGGUCAAUUCAAAAGCCCAUGGCCAAAUCCUGUUUUUAUGUACCUUAGCACAAACUGAAAAGUUUAUUGCUGUGAUUUUCCCAGUCAGAAUUGUAAUACUGUAUUAAGCAUGGCGUUAGAUGUGCCUCAGCCAAAUGCUGAGGGAGAAGAAGGCAGACCUUACAGGGAAGAAAGAAUAGGGUGGCUUGGGGUUAAACGCACCCCCGGGUUAAACUGUAAUCCUCACAGAAACCAUUGUCACCACCCCAAAAAAUUCAACUCUUUUCCUGGAUGCCACUAGUUUGUUUUUAUUGAAUAAAACAAA